Somion occarium is the source of this 3364-nucleotide messenger RNA. The record is from the annotation of a GenBank genome assembly. Lineage: Eukaryota; Fungi; Basidiomycota; Agaricomycetes; Polyporales; Cerrenaceae.
GUCCGGUUGCGCGUUUAUAACAACCAGUCUGGAUCACUUUCCUCACAUACACUCUUGACAGAAGGUUUGAUUUGAUCACCCUCCUUCUCGGGGCUGGUCACUCAAUACGACACGAUUUCAACAGAAGAAGUCUGAAUCCAAGCUGUAGCGGUCAUUCACCAAUCCUCUCGAUUCGUAGGGUCUCCCGGGACUUGGAAGACUCCUCACUCCACUGCAAAAACAUUAGGACGCUUUGCGCGUAACUAGAAUGGCUACUCCGACGUACACCGAGAACACCUCAGUUGCAGAUGCUGACAGUGAUGAUGACUUCGACUGGGAGGAGGUUGACGUCCCACAGCACGACCAAACCGUAGACCUGUCUGUAGGAGAUCAUACACAAGACGGCCCGUCCAGUCUAGCUCGCCCGAAUAUUGAGAUUACCAUUCAAACGAAGCCUAAGAAGGACGAGGAAGCAAAGAAGAGAACUGCUCAGAUCCAAGCCGAGCGUGUUGCGCGUUUGCAUUGUCAUCAGAUGCAUACCAUAGCAUUGAUAGGAAAUGCCCGUAUUCGGAAUACGUGGAUCAACGAUGAACUAUUACAUGCUAGACUAUUAUCGCUUACACCUUUAGCUAUCCAAAAUUCCUUUGCUAUGAUUCACAAGUCGCGUGUGCCCGAAGCCGCCAAGCGAGGCCGACUGUUCGAGUCUGCCAUAGGCCGUUUAGUCGAAUGGUGGACUGAGUUCUUCGAAGUUGAAGCUACAGGCCAUAUUCGAAAUCGUACCUUUGAAGAGGUACAAAGAAAAACUGCCACUAUGAAUGACCCAAAAGGCAAGGGUCGUGCUAUCGACUUGGACGAUGAGGAAGAUGCCGAAAUCAUACGGAGCCCGAAAAGUCUUAUGAAACACGCACUUAUGCGACGAGGGUCCAGAGACGUUAGUGCACAACUAUUCACAGCGCUGUGCAGAGCCCUACGAAUCCCAGCCAGACUUGUCGUUAGUUUGCAGAGCGUCCCAUGGAAAGCUAGCGUCGGUAAACCGAAACCUCCAAGCAAGAAAAAGAAGACACCACUCAAGGGUAAAGGCAAGGAGGUCAGCAAAGAUGAAGAAGAGCCAGAAGAAGACGAUGACAUGGAGAUGGAGGAAGUCAGCAUACCUGGCUCACCAGCACCGAGAGCAAAUGGCAAAGGUAAAGCAAAGGCAUUCCCUGGUGAUGGAUUACGUGUAGAUGGUCGCGAGACUCCCCCAUCUGCCCAGGGAAAAGCUAAAGCUCCUCCUGUUAUCAACUUACGGAAGAGUAAAGGUCAACGAUUAGGUUCGGCACCCGUUGAGCAACGUCGGAGAGAGCGAACUCCCGAUCCCACAACGACACCUCCUGUCUUCUGGACGGAAGUGUUUUCUCGCGCAGAUGGUCGCUGGUUACCCGUUGAUCCAAUACGUGCCAUCGUCAACAAACGCAAAGCAUUCGAUCCUACGCCAAAUCCAAAUGCAGCGAUUAAACCUGAGCGAAAUGUGAGGGUUGAGAACCGCAUGGUCUAUGUGGUUGCCUUCGAAGAGGAUGGCUAUGCCCGCGACGUCACGCCUCGUUAUGCUCGAGAGUUUGGUGCAAAGGUUGCGAAGAUACAACAAGGAGGAAAAGGUCGCAAACAGUGGUGGGAGCGUAUCAUGUCGACGAUCCAUCGACCGUAUCGUUUGAAUCGAGACGACGUGGAGGAAGAGGAACUUCACAUAAAUCAAAUGAUGGAACACAUGCCUACAUCAAUGAUUGGUUUCAAGGAUCAUCCAUUAUACGUCCUUGCUAGACAUUUAAAGCGAGAUGAAGUGAUCCAUCCCUUGACAGAGAUAGGCAAAUUCCGAGGAGAACCAGUCUAUCCCAGGUCUAACGUCCUCUCCCUCAAGACAGCCGAGAAUUGGAUGCGACAAGGACGAAAGGUCCGCGAAGGCUGUCAACCGAUGAAGUGGGUGAAACAACGCGCAGUAACCGUGAACAAACAACGCGCGAUCGAAAUGGCUAUGGCGGACCGUUUGGAAGUGGCUGGUGAAGGCAGCGAGGGAUUCGGUGCCGAGAAAGAUAUCAUGCAGGGACUUUAUGCUGAGAAUCAGACCGAGCUCUACAUACCUGAGCCAGUUGUCAAUGGCAAGAUACCCAAGAAUGAUUUCGGUAACAUUGACCUGUACGUCCCGACCAUGUUACCGGCCGGGGCAGCAUAUAUUCCUCACAAGGGCGCAGCUAAGAUUGCAAGGCAACUGGGUUUUGAUUAUGCGGAGGCUGUCACUGGUUUUGAAUUCAAGAAACGACGUGCUUUCCCCGUCAUCACUGGUAUCGUUGUGGCAGCUGAGAACGAAGACGCCGUGCUUGAGGCCUACCGGGAGGCUGAACAGGAGGCGGAGAAGAAACGUCAAGCUAAGCGUCAGGACCGUGUCCUCAAACGGUGGACUCGUCUCAUUCAAGGUUUGCGUAUCCGGCAACGGCUACAAGAACAGUACGCAGACCGGGAACCGCAAGCAACAACCGAAGGCGAGAAGCCGAUUGAAGAAGCGGAUGAAGAGCAUGUACCAGCUGCUGGUGGCUUCCUCACCAGUGCGGACGACGUCGUACAGCCGUAUUCGUUGCCUCGCAGUGUAUACGCUGCACCGAAGUCACCAUCACCAUCAUCGUUGCAACCGCCCAGUGCCGCCGACAACGUCCAGGAACAUGCCGGUCCAUCUAAUGGCGUACCAUUAUCCCUGGAAGAAAUCCCAGAUAGCGAAGGCGAGGAAGAGCUGGAAGUAGUUCCCAUACCCAACGGCGGAGCAGCUAUUGGUGGAGUACCAAUGUCGAUGCGUGAACUGGCCGAGGCCGCUGAACGUCAACCGAAAGAGGCACCGCUCGUCGACGAGGUCGAAUAUUUCCCUUCACCUCCACCUCCAUCUGUUGCUCAACGUGCUCUCGAAAAGGCCAGCGGGAAGAGUACUCCCAGAAGCAGAGCACGUACUCGUAGCGGCACUAGCACUCCUCGUUCUGCCAAGACAGCAAAGGAGAAGACGCCUCAAAAGUCUCGCAAACGGACUAGAGAGGACGUUGAAUCAGAUGUGGAGACAGAUGAGGUGCAAGAUGUCGUGCCUACGCCAUCGAAACGGACACGAGUAAAACCGGCUCCACCGCCGGUGGUGAAAUCUGAUCGAGUGCUCCGUGCUCGAAAGGGGAAGAGUGAAAGCAUGUUAGCGGAGGAAAGGGAGUUGGAGGAGGCAUACCGGAAGGCUGUAGCAGAGUGACUCCUGUGCCUUUUCAUCUCCGUCCCUGUAUACCAAGUUUGUAUGUUAUACAAUAUCAUAUCUACCCACACUAGUACUCUAGACGUAUGUUCAGCUACUAUACACACCAUUUAAUGUACCCUUUCGUAGACGGAC